AUGAUCAGAGAAAUUGAAAAUGGUGUUGAACAUCUUAGUAAUGCUGUAGCAGUAUGUGGACAACCCCAGCAAUUGCUUCAAGUAUUACAGCAAACUCUUCCUCCACAAGUGUUCCAUAUGCUAAUACAAAGAUUACCAGCAAUUAGUCAAAUUCACACUGGAGAAAAGCCUUACACUUGCAGUUUUUGUAAGAAGAACUUCACACAAAAAGCAAGUUUAAUUGCACAUGUACGGACCCACACUGGAGAAAAGCCUUACACUUGUAGUUUUUGUAAGAAGAACUUCACGCGAAAAACAACUUUAAUUUCGCACAUUCGCACCCAUACUAGAGAAAAACCUUAUGGCUGCGAUGAGUGUAAACAGAAGUUUACAGAAAAAGGAAGUUUAAUAAGACACUUACGUAUUCACACUGGAGAAAAGCCUUACACUUGCAGUUUUUGUAAGAAGAACUUCACACAAAAAGCAAGUUUAAUUGCACAUGUACGGACCCACACUGGAGAAAAGCCUUACACUUGUAGUUUUUGUAAGAAGAACUUCACGCGAAAAACAACUUUAAUUUCGCACAUUCGCACCCAUACUAGAGAAAAACCUUAUGGCUGCGAUGAGUGUAAACAGAAGUUUACAGAAAAAGGAAGUUUAAUAAGACACUUACGUAUUCACACUGGAGAAAAGCCUUACACUUGCAGUUUUUGUAAGAAGAACUUCACACAAAAAGCAAGUUUAAUUGCACAUGUACGGACCCACACUGGAGAAAAGCCUUACACUUGUAGUUUUUGUAAGAAGAACUUCACGCGAAAAGCAACUUUAAUUUCGCACAUUCGCACCCAUACUAGAGAAAAACCUUAUGGCUGCGACGAGUGUAAACAGAAGUUUACAGAAAAAGGAAAUUUAAUAAGACACCUACGUAUUCACACUGGAGAAAAGCCUUACACUUGUAACUCCUGUCAGAAGAACUUCACACAAAAAAACAGUUUAAUUGCACAUGUACGGACCCAUAAUACAGAAAAGCCUUAUGCCUGCGAUGAGUGUAAACAGAAGUUUACAGAAAAGGAAAGCUUAAUGAAACACCUUUUUUAUUCAAAACACAUGUAG
This is a messenger RNA of Centruroides sculpturatus (bark scorpion), 1092 nucleotides long. Its product is annotated as gastrula zinc finger protein XlCGF8.2DB-like. The transcript is spliced from 3 exons. Gene Ontology annotation, biological process: protein targeting; regulation of transcription by RNA polymerase II. Gene Ontology annotation, cellular component: mitochondrial outer membrane translocase complex. Lineage: Eukaryota; Metazoa; Arthropoda; Arachnida; Scorpiones; Buthidae. The coding region runs from base 1 to 1092 and encodes 363 amino acids. The record is from RefSeq and is a predicted model, not a curated record. Gene Ontology annotation, molecular function: DNA-binding transcription factor activity; RNA polymerase II cis-regulatory region sequence-specific DNA binding.